UUUUCUGCUCUUAGCCUGCCUGUCAGUUCACCAGUAAAACCUGCAUAUGUUUAACCUUUAUUGGAUACAUGGGUUAGCUCACGCCCAUGUUAUUAAGACUCUGAGGUCAUAUCUGUGAGUGUGUCACAGACCUGAGACCAGCAAUUCAUUCCAAUGGUUUACACUGGGCCCACUAAUCGGACACCAUGUGUUCAAAGUAACCUACAGCGCCACCAUCCAGUAUGUGGCGACCUGUAUGCGUUUUAAUAACAACAGACUGCGCAGAACUAGCGCAGCUACGACCUGGACGACGGCUCCUAAGCGCCGACGUUUUUCCAGUAAUAAACGUCCAAAGGAAGGAGCAGGCGCAAUGAUGUUUGAGAGGAUACAGACGGGACGGACCUCAGUGCGCGAGGAAAGGGAAUACACACAUCUUUGCGGAUAAAACAAGAUUGAUACCCGAAAAGCACCCCGGCGAUGGUAUCUCGUUGAGGUUUGACGUACAUCAAUGGUUUUGUGGUUUUGGAUCAAGACCGCAGAAAGUAGUUCAGCGGCUGUAAUGUCAGCACGAGCCGAAGUGAACAACAGCAGAGAGCGAGUUGACUGUGCUGGGAACACAGCAGACAUACCGUGUCCAGCUCGUUUGUGCGAACUAGUUUGAAUUUGAAUGACUUAUCUUCGUCUCGCCACUGAAACUGGGCAGUGCGUAUGAACCAUGUGGACUCGCCUCGGACUGUAGACCUGAGAUGGCCUUCUCUUGCCUGUUCUAGUUCGUAAUGACGAUGCAUGGCGAUUUGGGGAGUUUCUGUGCUUUUAUGCUGUAUUUAUGAGGUUAUGGGGCAUAUGACUGUGUCCUGGGAUUUCAGAUCUCCCUCCAGCGUCUGGACUUCUGUUGUAAUAGCCUACACAUAUAUUCAAAUAUCACAUGCACUGAAAUCAAAGCCGCUGCUAACGUUAGAUGUUAGUUUGUCUCGCAUUAAGUGAUUUCAUACUAAAUCUUUAACGUUUUCACACGUUUUUCUGUCAUCUGUUAUUGCACCUAUACCCAGUGUACAUUUGGGAACAUUUGUAGUUUUUUUGCUUUGAACAAAAUCGUUGGAGCUGACCAACAGACCCCAUGUGGACAUCUGAUCUCCCUCCUGUGUUUACGUGUUUGCAGCAUAUCAGCAUCCCUAAAUCAUCUGCAAACACUCUUUAGAUAAUUGCCUAUCGGGUUCCAUUGGAAGAGAUCACAUUGCAAACAUGAAUUAUCAGCAACACCUGGCGAACUCAGCCGCGAUCAGAGCUGAGAUUCAGAGGUUCGAGUCUGUCCAUCCGAACAUCUACUCGAUCUACGAGCUGCUGGAGCGGGUGGAGGAUCCGCUGCUGCAGAAUCAGAUCCGAGAGCACGUUAUUGCCGUUGAAGAUGCCUUUGUCAACAGUCAGGAGUGGACACUCAGUCGCUCCGUACCAGAGCUCAAAGUGGGCAUUGUGGGUAACUUGGCCAGUGGGAAGUCUGCCCUGGUGCACAGGUAUCUGACAGGGACGUACGUGCAAGAAGAGAGCCCUGAAGGUAGGUGUUUUGCUAUCAAAUAUGCAGGAGGACGUUUUAAAAAGGAGAUUGUAGUGGAUGGACAAAGUUACCUCCUCCUAAUCAGGGAUGAAGGGGGACCUCCGGAGGCUCAGUUUGCGUUGUGGGUAGAUGCGGUGAUUUUUGUGUUCAGUCUGGAAGAUGAGAUCAGCUUUCAGACGGUCUACCACUACUAUAGUCGCAUGGCCAACUACCGCAACACAGCAGAGGUGCCCCUGGUGCUUGUGGGAACUCAGGAUGCUAUCAGUGCAGCUAAUCCUCGUGUCAUCGAUGACACCCGCGCUCGCAAACUGUCCAACGACCUGAAGAGGUGCACAUAUUAUGAGACCUGUGCGACCUACGGCCUCAACGUGGAGCGCGUCUUUCAAGAUGUGGCUCAGAAAAUAGUUGCGACCCGGAAGAAACAGCAACUGUCAAUCGGACCCUGUAAGUCACUGCCCAAUUCUCCAAGCCACUCCUCCGUCUGCGCAGCGCCUGUGUCUGCAGUGCAUAUCAGCCAGACUAGUAAUGGUGGAGGCAGUUUGAGCGAUUACUCUUCUUCCGUGCCAUCCACUCCCAGUACCAGUCAAAAAGAACUACGUAUCGAUGUACCCCAAACCGCCAACACCCCUACGCCCGUCCGCAAACAGUCCAAACGGCGCUCCAACCUCUUUACGUCUCGGAAGGGAAGCGAACCAGACAGGGAGAAGAAAGGGAUGGAUGGCCGCGCAGACAGCAUUGGAAGUGGCCGCGCUAUCCCAAUUAAACAGGGCAUGUUGCUGAAAAGAAGCGGCAAGUCACUGAACAAAGAGUGGAAGAAGAAAUACGUCACGCUUUGUGAUAACGGAGUCCUCACGUAUCAUCCUAGUCUGCAUGAUUAUAUGCAGAAUGUUCAUGGGAAGGAGAUCGACCUGCUGCGGACUACAGUGAAGGUUCCAGGGAAGAGGCCCCCCAGGGCCAUCUCCACAUGUGCGGCCCCCAGUCCCAAAACCAAUGGGCUGACCAAGGACAUGAGCAACCUGCAGCUUGGACAGACACCAGGCUCUGUGACCAGUAGUUCUUCUGCAUCUCAGAUGGCGAGUGGCAUCAGUCUGGUGUCGUUUAACAGUCGGCCAGAUGGGAUGCAUCAGCGCUCAUAUUCUGUGUCCAGUGCUGACCAAUGGAGUGAUGCCACAGUCAUCGCCAACUCAGGAAUAAGCACGGAUACCGGUCUGGGAGAUUCUGUGUGCUCCAGUCCAAGCAUAUCCAGUACCGCCAGUCCUAAGAUGGACCCGCCUCCAUCGCCUCACGCCAACCGCAAAAAACACAGGAGGAAGAAGAGCACCAGCAACUUCAAGGUGGACGGCUUCUCUGGAAAUGCAGAAGCAGCCAAACGUAGGGCAUGGAAACUAAAUCGCGUCGGUAGUCUGCGCAACAUUUACAGCAGUGCCUCCAACGCUGAAGAACAAGAAGACAACUUUGAGUUCAUCAUCGUUUCUCUGACGGGACAGACCUGGAAUUUUGAGGCAACGUCCUAUGAGGAGCGGGACGCAUGGGUUCAGGCUAUUGAGAGCCAGAUUCUGGCGAGUCUACAGUCCUGUGAAAGCAGCAAACAGAAGUCUCGUCUGAGCAGCCAAUCAGAAGCCAUCGCUCUGCAGUCUGUCAGGAACAUGAGAGGAAACACGCGCUGUGUGGAUUGUGAAGCCCAGAACCCUGAUUGGGCCAGUCUGAACCUGGGGGCUUUGAUCUGUAUAGAAUGUUCAGGCAUUCAUCGGAACCUGGGUACUCACCUGUCUCGUGUCCGCUCUUUGGACCUGGACGAGUGGCCUCUAGAGCUCAUCAAGGUCAUGUCAGCCAUUGGCAAUGAGUUGGCUAAUAGUGUGUGGGAAGCCAAUGCUCAAGGACGCCUAAAGCCUGCCCCUGAUGCCACCAGAGAGGAACGUGAGCGCUGGAUCAGAGCCAAAUAUGAGCAGAAGUUGUUUUUGGCGUCGCUGACAUGCACAGAGCUGACUUUGGGACAGCAGUUACUGCGGGCCACGGCGGAGGAAGACUUGCGCUUCGUGGUCAUACUGUUGGCCCAUGGCUCCAGAGAUGAGGUCAACGAUACCUGUGGGGAAGGUGAUGGCCGGACAGCCCUACACCUGGCCUGCCGCAAGGGGAAUGUUGUGAUCACGCAACUGCUCAUAUGGUACGGCGUUGACAUCAUGGCACGGGAUGCUCACGGCAAUACGGCACUGGCAUACGCACGGCAGGCUAACAGUCAGGAGUGUAUGGACGUCCUCCUGCAGUAUGGCUGUCCUGAUGAGCGUUACCCACUCAUGGCCACCCCAAACCUGUCACGCAGGAACAAUAACCGCAAUAACAGCUGCAGCAGCAUGAACAGUGCAGUUAUAUGAGAAGUACACUCACAUACACAUGAACAUGUAUUCUGGCCAGCACUCCUCCUCCCUCCCUACACACACCUUCAUAUGUACAGCUGCACCACUACAUCAGAAUCAUGAGACUAUACCAGACUCAAGGCACUGAUGAUGACGAUGAAGAAGCAUGAGCAGAGCUACUGUGUUUGCCUGGCUUUACAAUCCAACUGGUUGAAAAAGUUGUCAUGGGCAAGGUCUUGGCCAAUCAUGUGUCAUCCAUCUUUUUUUUGUUUUUGGGAGAGUGUCCCACAUCCAAUGUCUCGCUGCAUUGUGGAACACAAAUUUAAACAAUCCCGGACUUUGGUUUUCUGACUGCGCCAGUUUAAGCUACCAAGUGCAUGAUGGGAGAAUAGAGUGUGGGUUUGGUAACUGAUGAGCAGGUGUCACAGUGUUCCCUGUCUCUAAUAGAUGACCAAGCAAGACAGGAAAUGAUGGGGCAGCAUGGGAUACUUUUACGCUGGAUCUUCAAAAUGACUCAGAAGAACCAGAGAACUUCACUUGGUCGCCAUGUGUGUCUGGACAUGUGUGUCUCAACACUUUGACGCUGAUUUUUCUGUCUGAUCUCAUUCUCGCAGACUUUUCUUUGAAUCUGUUCUUAGUCUUUUACAUCAAGUAUGUCCAUUAUGUCUUUUUUUUUUUUUUAAAGGAAUGUGAAAGGAUGUAAUGACUAUUUUUGGAAAACACCCAAAUAUUGAGUCCUAAGUUUGAAUCUGACAUGGUCUUUUAAACUGUUUUGGUUUUAACAUUGUUGAGUAGCGUUUGUUUAAGUGCUCGUUACUGGACCAACGGAAGAUUCUUAAAAACAAGUAUUUUAAGAUUUAUGUUUCUCAGAAGUAAAAGGGAAUUGCGUUUUUAUUUAGCAGAUUUUUUUUUAUCUUUAAACACAUUAAUCUAGCCUUAUAUGUUGCCCAUCCAUCAGCUCACUCUUUACUUGAGCUCACAGUGAAGUGUGCAGACAUUUCAGAAGUGAAAUAACCCAGAAUUUAGAAGUGCAGGGCUGAAGCUCAGUCUGACCUCAAGUGUUCAUCAUGAAAAUCUCCACAGAAUAUCAGGAAAACGCAGGAUUUUUGUUGUGUAAAGUCUGCUUACGGUGGCCGUUGCUUUCAUACAGUGACGUGCCUCUCUCAGGUCAUCUCCGUCUGUUGCUGUUCACACACUUUACACUGCAGAGUCCUGAACCUCAUGUAUCUCAAAGAAGAGAAGGGCUCUCUGGGUCUUCAGUCCCGAUCUGUACAUACUCUUCAUCCUUCUCUCUCUCUCUCAAUCUAUUUUUUUUUCUAAGUAGUGUCCUAAAUAGAAAAUCAUUUCAAGAAAACCCUCCCCCUGACAAAAGGUGUUAUUAUAUAUUUUGACCUCACACCCUUCUUGUUUCAGUGCAGUCUGAAGUUGCAAGUGUGCCUGUUUGAGUCGAGUUCACUCUUUCUGCUCCCUUUCUCUGAAUCGUAGAUAUCUUAGUUUUCCUCUUUGCCUUUGUCUUCUUCCUUUAUCAUGUGUCAAGGAGUAUUAAAGCAAUACGAAGUGAAAAUUCAGCCAGGUAGACACAUGAGUAAUAGUUUUUCACUGCGUUUUGGACGUCACCACAGCAAUCUGAGCUGCCGUUGUUAUUGAGAGACGUAAAGCCGAUGUAAGACUCUGUCUCAGGGCGUAUAUAUCAUUACUGGAGAUCCCAUGAAGGCUUUGAUAUUGACUCAUUCCAUAAUAUGAUUUGAUGGGCUUUGAUCAUUUAAUCUCAGCUCCCAUUGAUUUUACUCUUCACUAGGUAGUAGAAAUGUGAAGGUACUUGGCUUAGGGUUGAAGAUGGGAGAAGAUCUGUGUUGUAGAAUGUAUAUUCCGCAAUACAAACGAUCUGGAAAGUCUUUAAGCUAGUUGAUAGACAUUUGGGACUGUGUAGAGAAUCUUGACUAGUUUUUCUGAGCUUUCGAAGGAAAGCGGUGAGAGUUGAAAAGAGAGAAACGUUGAGGUAUGUUGAUUUUCAGCUCAUAAGGGUGCCGUUUUCGCCUUGUGUGUGUAUAUAGAGCGUAGCAGGCCUUUAGAGGCUUUACCACAAUAACCAUUAUUUAUGACUAAAUGCACUACAGAACACAGAUCACUUGUUGUGAAGAACCCACAAUAUAAUGUCCACUCUGAAUCAUUUUUGUGGAAAAACUGUUGUUUUUGAUCUUUUUGCAUGAAUGGAUGUAAAUGUUCUCUUCCUUGUGUAAUUGUCUUCGUCUUCAUAAAAAUGACUGUACCCUGACAGGUGACGCUAAAGAGUCUGCCAUUUUAAUAUGAAAAAAUACUUUAUCAACUUGUGAACAUUUCUUUUUUUUUUUUCUUUUUUUUUUAGUCUGUCCUCCCAUCUGCUUCUUUUGUAAUUCCUUGGGAAAACCUCUUUUUGGAUCAUCUGUCCAUCUGUAACUGAAUAAAGAAAGCAUGAAUGAGCAAAAUAAACAAAAAUCCAACCAAUACCGUAACAGCAACCAAAGCAUCACGUCACCCCUGGCAAGCAAUUAAUGCAGACUUAAAGGGGGCUUUAUCAGUACGUUCCAAGUUGCUUGAACAUAUCCUGAGUUUUAUUUGCGUUUCCAUUCGCCAGUCGUCGCUUUGUGUAAAUAGAUGUAAAAAUUGAGAAAAACAUAGUGUUUUUACCUUGUUUUUGUUUGUUACCUCAUUUCAAUGACCGUCUCCAUGUUACCUUCAAACCCAAGAGACCCGUUUAAUUAUUUAUGAAUAUGCUAAUCUGAAAGGGGAGGAGCUCUCUCACACUUCUUGGGUUUUGCAUUCGUUCCUUUAUUCAGUCCAUUGGCAUCACAACUAUCAUUCUGAUUCGAAUUAUUGGUGUUGUAUUUCUAAUUAUUAUUGUUAUUAUAUUGAGUUUGUGUCAGCUGUACAGUACAGUGUUGAAAAAUUAUACCUGAUGCAGAGUCUUAUACUGUAUGUGUCUCUUUUCAAUAAAAAGCUUCUUAAUAUAA
This is a messenger RNA of Sinocyclocheilus grahami, 6875 nucleotides long. RefSeq names its product ArfGAP with GTPase domain, ankyrin repeat and PH domain 1 (gene agap1). NCBI's taxonomy places the organism in Eukaryota, Metazoa, Chordata, Actinopteri, Cypriniformes, Cyprinidae. The transcript is spliced from 19 exons. Gene Ontology annotation, biological process: activation of GTPase activity. The coding region runs from base 1222 to 3903 and encodes 893 amino acids. The record is from RefSeq and is a predicted model, not a curated record. Gene Ontology annotation, molecular function: GTPase activator activity; protein binding; GTP binding.